UAUUAUAGAUAUGCGUACUCCAUCAAGGUCAUCAUGGGAUGGAGAUAACACAAAGACUCCUGUGAGGAGAAGUGCUUGGGAUACUCCUACACCAGCUCAUUUAUCCAGUUUUGAUGAACCUAGAUGGACUGGUACUCAUGGCUCUCUUGAUACACCAUUGCCAACUCCUUCUCAUUUAUAUAAUGACUGGGCUAAUGAUCGUAAAAGCUUUGGAAGGCCUACAAAAGAAGGCAAUGUGGAUGAUGACGAUAUUAAGUUCAGUAGCAUGGAAGACAGAAUCGAGUGGGAAGAUGAGCAAAAAAGGAUGGAUCGUGCAUGGUAUGAUCUGGAUAGUGGAUAUGAUGAUACUAAUAAUCCAUUUGCUAACAUACCAGAAGAAUAUACUAAGAAGAAAGAAGAGAAACUUAUGAAAACCACUGUAAAGAGAAUGUCUGCUCAACAAAGACAGCUAAAUAAAGAUAAUGAAAAGUGGGAGACCAAUCGUCUAUUGACAAGUGGCAUUGUUCAGCAAGUUGAUGUUGAUGAUGAUUUUGAGGAUGAGGCUGAGUCUAAAGUUCAUUU
Molecule: messenger RNA, 561 nt
Organism: Amphimedon queenslandica
Lineage: Eukaryota; Metazoa; Porifera; Demospongiae; Haplosclerida; Niphatidae
Product: pre-mRNA-splicing factor ATP-dependent RNA helicase PRP16-like
Exons: 4
Source: RefSeq, a predicted model, not a curated record